Humulus lupulus (European hop) is the source of this 1023-nucleotide messenger RNA. RefSeq names its product peroxidase 43. The transcript has 4 exons. Bases 52 to 1023 code for a protein of 323 amino acids. The record is from RefSeq and is a predicted model, not a curated record. Gene Ontology annotation, cellular component: plant-type cell wall; plasmodesma. Gene Ontology annotation, molecular function: heme binding; peroxidase activity. Gene Ontology annotation, biological process: hydrogen peroxide catabolic process; response to oxidative stress. NCBI's taxonomy places the organism in Eukaryota, Viridiplantae, Streptophyta, Magnoliopsida, Rosales, Cannabaceae.
UUGUGCCUAGGUAGUUUGAUCUUUAUAGCUAUAACACAGUACGUACACAAUAUGAGCUUGAUUUUAAGCUUAUUUUUUAGUCUAAUUAUCGGCAUCUCUAAUGCUCAACUUAGAGUUGGCUUUUACGACCGAUCAUGCCCGGCCGCAGAGGCCAUUGUCCGGACCGUAGUCCGAAACGCCGUCGUUUCAAACCCCAACACCGCCGCUAAGCUCCUUCGUCUUCAUUUUCACGACUGUUUUGUCCAGGGUUGUGAUGGUUCGAUUCUGAUUGAAAGCGUUCCUAACGCGGAGAAGGAUGCAUUUCAGCACCAAGGUGUUGGAGGGUUUGAAGUCAUAGAUUCGGCUAAAAGAGAACUAGAAGUCAUAUGCCCUGGUGUUGUUUCUUGUGCUGAUAUCGUUGCCUUGGCUGCAAGAGACGCCAUUACCUUGGCUCGGGGACCGGUUUACGAGGUGCCGACCGGGCGGAGAGAUGGUCGGAUUUCGAACUUUCUUCUGGCGAGCGAUAUGCCAGAGGUUAGUGACUCAAUUCAGCUAAUAAAGGCUAAGUUUCUUCGGAAAGGUCUCACCGAGAGAGACCUUGUAGUUCUAACUGCUGCUCAUACAAUUGGAACAACAGCAUGUUUCUUCAUGACCAAAAGGCUAUACAACUUUUUCCCCGGAGGAGGAGGAUCUGACCCUGCCAUAAACCCUAGUUUCCUUCCGGUGCUGAAAGCGAGAUGCCCUCCGAACGGCGACGUCAACACGCGGUUGCCGAUCGACCAAGGCAGCGAGCAAACAUUUGACAUUCACAUCAUGCAGAACAUCAUCAAUGGAUUUGCUGUGUUGGAGUCUGAUGCUAGGCUUAGAGACGAUGUCACUACAAGAACCCUAAUGGACUCCUACCUUGGUCUCUUUAAUAAUCCUCUCUUUAAUCGACCCUUUUUCCAAUCAGAUUUUGUUGACUCCAUGGUCAAGAUGGGCCAGAUUGGUGUCAAGACUGGUUUCCAGGGAGAGAUUAGGAGAACUUGUAGUAGAUUCAACUGA